AUGCAAGGAAUGGCCUCAGCAAAUGACUCUUCAGUGAAGGAGUUCAUCCUUCUGGGUUUGACACGGCAGUCAGAACUCCAGUUACCUCUCUUCUUCCUCUUCUUGGGAAUCUAUGUCGUCUCCAUGGUGGGGAACCUGGGAUUGAUUGUUCUGAUUGUUUUGAAUUCUCACCGGCACACCCCCAUGUACUACUUUCUCUUCAACCUUUCCUUCACAGAUCUCUGCUACUCCUCUGUCAUCACGCCCAAAAUGCUGGUGAGUUUUGUGAAGCAGAACACCAUCUCCUAUGCUGAGUGUAUGACUCAGCUCUUUUUCUUCUGUUUCUUUUCUAUUGACGAAUGCUACAUUUUGACAGCAAUGGCUUAUGACAGAUAUGUUGCCAUUUGUAAGCCCCUUCUUUAUCAUGUCAACAUGUCCCAUGAUAUUUGUCACUUGAUGAUGGUGGGUGCUUAUGUGAUGGGGAUUGUGGGAGCCAUAGCCAAUACUAGUAGUGUACUAAGUCUGACCUUUUGUGAUGGCAACAUCAUCAAUCACUACAUGUGUGACAUACCUCCUCUCAGGAAGCUCUCUUGCACAAGUACCUACAUCAAUGAAUUGGUUAUUUUCAUUGUUGUGGGUGUCAAUGUAAUCGUACCUAGCCUGACUAUCUUUAUUUCUUACACAUUGAUUCUUUCCAACAUCCUUGGCUUCCAUUCUGCAGAGGGUAGGUCAAAAGCCUUUAGUACCUGUGGCUCCCAUGUUGUAGCUGUUUCUCUUUUCUUUGGAGCUAUAGCCUUUAUGUAUCUUAAACCAUCUAGUGUGUCUGGGGAUGAAGAUAAAAUAUCUACCAUUUUUUAUACCGUUGUGAGUCCAAUGCUAAACCCUUUCAUCUACAGUUUAAGGAAUAAGGAUGUCCACAUUGCACUGAGAAAAACUUUGAAGAAAAGCAUGUUUACCUAA
This is a messenger RNA of Myodes glareolus (Bank vole), 939 nucleotides long. RefSeq names its product olfactory receptor 8B8-like. Gene Ontology annotation, molecular function: G protein-coupled receptor activity; olfactory receptor activity. Lineage: Eukaryota; Metazoa; Chordata; Mammalia; Rodentia; Cricetidae. Gene Ontology annotation, biological process: G protein-coupled receptor signaling pathway. The record is from RefSeq and is a predicted model, not a curated record. Gene Ontology annotation, cellular component: membrane.